ACUUUUAGUGGCUAAAUCAUGAGAGUAUAAUGAGCUUCUGCUUGCAUUGACUGUACGAAGAGGUGUCAUAGUCUCCAGCAAAAUAUCCAACCACUAGAUUUCAUUUCAAGGCGCACUUCAGUUCCCGUCAUGCAUAGCGUCACAGCGGCACUGAACGCACACGGAGAAGAUAAACAAGACUGGAAAAAGCCUUCAGUGAUAUCUGACAGGUUAAUAAAUGAACGGUAUGUUUCAUACGACGCAUGUUGUUAGCUGCACUUAAGCUCGGCUGUUGGUGUCAGGAUGUCGCCUGGAGGCGUGCAGUGAUUACAACAUCGUGACAUUCUGCAAUGGUCAGAGCAAGACGAGUUGACUGGUUUAAAUGGGACGUUUCUUGGCAACAUUAGCAUUGGCGGAUUUGUUGCAAUGGGACCCAUUUUACAAGAAAGGACAACAUCGACGAUACUGAAGAGGGUGCCAGUUAAAGAGAAGAUUAGAGUGAAGAAUUCAGAAAAUACUGAGAUCGUUACCAGCAACAAUAAAACAGGUGGAAAAGUCAGUCAGAACCAGAAACCUCAGAAAAAAGCAAGCUUGGUGCAUAAGAAUGUCAUUUCAGGACAGGACAAGGAGCCCUUGCCCAGAGCUGAAACUAAGGGCCGACACAGGAACCAAACAAAGCACGUCAAGAGUCCUAACGCUGGCAUGUACAAGAUGCUACACACACAGUUUGAAGCUGACAUAAGGCAUCCAAGGUCCAAGCCAUCACCAUCAGAAUGGGAAGAGAAGAGGCAGAAGGUGCAGCACCAGUCCCCAUGCUGCACUGAGGUUGAGCAGAGCUAUGCAGCCCGAGAAAAGAGCCGGCGUGCUUUAUCACUUCCGCUGGCUCCUCAUCAGUUCCGCUUGCCUGCUAAUGUCCGAGACCUUGAGUCCCUGCGCCUCCUGGAACACAAAGAGGAUGACACAGACAGUGCCAGUGACCUGUCUGAUUCAGAGAGGCUCCCUGUGCUUCCUUCUCCCUGCACCCCUCCUCAGCUCAAUCUCCGAGCGGAAAUCGUUGACUCAGUGGACCUGCAUCCAGAUAUCCCAGGCCCCAGGACAGUACAAACAGAAAGGGAUAGCUACAAUUAUCCUGAUUUCCUACCUCCACCUUUCAACACCUGGAGCCUGAGGCAACUUGCCGUCUUCUUGAACACGGAGGGGAAACGUGCACCACGUCCCAAACCGGUUGGCCAGCUUGAGAUGUUCCUGGAACGUCUGCUGCAGCUAGAGUGGCACCAGGUCCAGACCAUUCAGAAUGAGAGCAGCCAACCCACGGCAGCCAAUGUACGUAUUAGAGGUCGUGCCCCUAAUGGUCCACAAAUAGCCAGCCUUUCUCGACCUCACACAGCACCUCCUACUCGCCUCAGCUCCCCCAAAAGUAUGCGCCAGAGUCAGCGCCCCUUUCCUUUUACUCUCCUAUCAUCCCUGGGCAGCCCAUCAUCAUGCCAGCUCUCACGCUGCCUCUACUGCCAUGCACGCUACCCAUUGUGCAAUGGGAGCUGUUCUUCAUAUACCUACCAGCGCCAUUCCCGCCUCAGCCCACUGCUGGAGCGCAAAACUUCACCCAGCAUCACGCACAAAAGAAGCAGUAGUGAAAGUAGGGCUUCAGCCUUGGAGAACAAAGCCAUGGGUAGACCUUAUUAUCCUGUAAGCCCAAAAAGCCACCAAAAACAAAUGGAGGCUGACGGAAGUCUGCAAAAGGUUUCUCAGGAGCUGAGUAUGAAGAGCAAAAGACAGCCUUCAGCUUUUAAAGGGCACAAUGGGAGGGCUGCUGAAGCAGAGAGUCACAAAGAUCCACCUGUGGGAAUGAGAGGUGCACUUGAUAAGCGCGUCGGUGUUGCUAAUAAACGAGACUCCCUUCUUUCAGGGAAGAGAGAACAAAAAGAAGGGCGGCAGACAGAGAAUGGGGGCAGUGGUGCAGUGGCUGGGGUUAAAAGAUUUGUCAGUGAAAAUAAUAGCAUUAAAGGGAGCAGGGCAGAUAGAAAGCUAAAAAAAUGCCCACUUGUUCAAGUAAAACAAUUACAAUAAUCAUACAUUAAUCAUCAGAAACGUAACAGCUUGAGUGCACAAUAUGUGUCACAAUAAGUAUUUAUCUGCAAAAUAAUAUUUUGCAUUGCAUUGUAUUUACUACAUUUCCUUUAGAAGGUUUUAGGAUAACAGCUGACUUUUUGGUCUGUUAUGAAAGAUAUAAUAUUUAAAUUGUUUUAGUUUCGCAAAAGAGGGUUAUUUAUUUAAUAUGUGAAGUUGAAUAAAUUAUUUGGACAUAUGUCCUGGAAGAAGACAGUUCUUGUAAAUGCUUACCUACAGUAAAAUCCUCAUUUACAGUUAAGGCCUAGACAUUACAAAUUUGAUUAAGAUAUAAACAUGUUUUUGAAGUGGUUCCUGCUAGCUGUUGCCAGCAACAUGUAAUUUAAAGUCUGUUUGGGCCUACAAUAAUAUGGUACUGAUAUACAUUAAAGAAUGUAUAUUUUUGACAUGAAUAAUGAAUGUUUUGUAAUGGCUAUAUGUAUUUUUGUAACGUGACGUGUAUAUAAGGGCUUUUCUCUGUUGAAUUCUCUGUUGAAAGGCAAUCUUUUUUUUUUUUUUUUUUUGCUAUUUUGUUCAUAUUUGUCUUCUUUAUUGCCCUUUGGUACUAAACAACAUUUAUUGCUUGCUCAUGUAUAUUUUGAGCACGCUGUAUUCUCUAUUUUGAGCAAUAUCUUGUAUUUGCUAAGUAUAGUUUUCACACGAGGUGCGGUUGUUAAAGUAUGUUCUAGAUUUUCAGAAUACAGUUUGUUGUUUGAUGGUAUCAUAAAUGUAUUUUUAGGAGCAUGUCUAUUAUUUCAGUAUCCUUGUCUCUAUUUUUGCCCAUUUUAUUUCACAGAAAAAGUGCAUAAAGUUGUUAAUUGUCUUUUGGUGCUGCAUGUGUUAAUUUUAUUGGAAAAGUAAUGGUAGUGACUAUACUGUUAAGAUUUAUAGAUGAACACCUUACUUGAAUAAUGUCAGAUGGUAUCUGAUUGAGGUAGUAGGCAUCUUGCUACUGUAUUUCUGCACCUAAACUUUUAGUAUUUUAUUUUUAAUGUUUGUGUGUCAAAUGCAUUCAACUGGGAAAAACAUGUUCAUGUACCAUUGUGCUUUUGUUUGACUGAAUGCACUAUUUUGUGAGAAAUGUUAUAAAAUUAUUCAUGCCUUCA
Ictalurus punctatus (channel catfish) is the source of this 3191-nucleotide messenger RNA. RefSeq names its product family with sequence similarity 217 member Ba (gene fam217ba). Lineage: Eukaryota; Metazoa; Chordata; Actinopteri; Siluriformes; Ictaluridae. The transcript is spliced from 5 exons. The coding region runs from base 406 to 2046 and encodes 546 amino acids. The record is from RefSeq and is a predicted model, not a curated record.